AUGGCGAGAAACGGCAGUAAAAAGCCGUCGUCGUCGUCGUCGUCGUUUCGUGCAGAUGCAGAGUCGCCCCCGGUCCAUGUCGACAGCACCGAGCAAACGCCACUGCUGCGCUCAGCCUCGCCCGACACCACGCUGCACCAACAACACCAGGCCAACGGCAACGCUGACCACCACAAUGACCAAGAUGAUGACGAACAAGAAGAGCACACCGUCAUCGCCGAGGAGAUAUCGACGCUGCGGCUGCUCCUCAUCAUGGGCUCCGCCUGGGUCGGCGUCUUCCUCGGCGCCGUCGACUCGACCAUCAUCGCCACCCUCUCCGGGCCCAUCUCGAGCGACUUCCACUCGCUGAGCCUCAUGUCCUGGCUGGCCUCGGCCUACUUCAUCGCCAACGCCGCCUGCCAGCCCAUCUCCGGCCGCCUGACGGACAUUUUCGGCCGCGGCCCGGGGCUCGUCUUCAGCAACGUCUUCUUCGCCGCCGGCAACCUCGUCUGCGGCCUCGCGCGCGACCAGACCACCAUGAUCGUCGGGCGCAUCGUCGCCGGCGUCGGCGGCGGCGGGCUCAUGAGCAUCUCGACCUUUCUCGCCUCGGACCUCGUGCCCCUGCGCAAGCGCGGCAUCAUCCAGGGCCUGGGCAACCUGGCCUACGGGUCCGGCGCCAUGCUCGGCGGCAUCUUUGGCGGCCUCAUCAACGACCACACCGCCAUGGGCUGGCGCCUGGCCUUUCUUGUCCAGGUCCCUCCCGUUGUCGUCUCGGGCUUCAUCGUCUACCUCAUGGUUGACGUGCCGCCCAAGCAGAGCGACAAGUCGCGGCUGUCGCGCAUCGACUUUGGCGGCGUGCUCCUCACCGUCUCCUUCCUCGUGCUCAUGCUGCUCGGGCUCAACGCGGGCGGCAACCUGGUGCCGUGGACGCAUCCCUUGCCGCUCGUCACCAUCCCGCUCUCGAUUGCCAUCUUUGGCGUCUUUCUCUGGUGGGAGAGCACGGCGCGACAGCCCGUCAUCCCCGUGCGCCUGCUCGCCGACCGCACCGUGCUGGCCGCGUGCGGCACCAACUUCCUCGUCACCAUGCUCGUCAUGACGGGGCUCUUUUACGGGCCGCUCUUCCUGCAGAUCCUCGGCAGCAGCGCCACCACGGCCGGCCUGCAGCUGCUGCCGUCGUCGGUCGGUGCCUCGGUCGGCUCCGUCACCUCCGGGCUCGUCAUGAAGCGCACCGGCCGCUACUGGGCCAUGGGCAUCGCCUGCACGCUGACCGUCACCGCCGGCGUCGUCCUCUUCGCGCUGCUCGACCAGACGACGCCCGUCUGGCUCGCCAGCGUCAGCUUCUUCCUCUCGGGCUGCGGCUACGGCGCCAUGCUGACCGUCACCCUGCUCGCCGCCAUUGCCGCCGUCGACCACGCCCACCAGGCCGUCGUCACCAGCGGCACAUACAUGGCCCGCAGCAUCGGCUCGACCCUCGGCGUCACCAUUGGCUCCGCCGUCUACCAAAACGUCCUGCAGGCCAAGCUGUGGGAGCGCUUCGGCGACUGGCCCGGCGCGGCGGACGAGAUUCGACGCAUUAGAGAGAGCCUGGACGAGCUGCGGCACCUGCCACCGGGCUGGCACGACGGCGUCAUCCAGUCCUUUGUCGAUGCCUUUCACAGCGUGGCGCUGACGAUGCUCGGCCUGGCCCUGGCGGCGACGUUGACGAUUUCGCUGAUGCGCGAGCACAAGCUGCACAAUAACCUGUCGAGGAGCUGA
This is a messenger RNA of Akanthomyces muscarius, 1734 nucleotides long. RefSeq lists its product as uncharacterized. Gene Ontology annotation, cellular component: fungal-type vacuole membrane. The transcript has a single exon. The coding region runs from base 1 to 1734 and encodes 577 amino acids. Lineage: Eukaryota; Fungi; Ascomycota; Sordariomycetes; Hypocreales; Cordycipitaceae. Gene Ontology annotation, biological process: basic amino acid transport; transmembrane transport. Gene Ontology annotation, molecular function: basic amino acid transmembrane transporter activity. The record is from RefSeq and is a predicted model, not a curated record.